UGCUAAAAGUCUCGGAUCUCAUAAAUGGAAAGCAAAACCCAUAAUCAUCAUGAGCAGCUUCACAUAAUCUUCUUCCCUUACAUGGCUCAGGGCCAUUUGAUACCCAUGUUAGAAAUGGCCAAGCUAUUUGCUUCUCGAGGUUUGAAAUCAACCCUCAUCACCACCACUUCCAUUGCACCUUUCUUCUCCAAAACACUAAUUUCUGAAACUUCUCAUAUCGAUAUUGUUACUUUCGAAUUUCCUUGUUUGGAAAAUGGAUUUUUACCAAUUGAAACCAUCUCCAAGCUUGGUCCUCAACUUGAUCACCUUCUGCAACAACACCGUCCUCACUGCCUUGUCGCAGACGUGUUUUUCCCGUGGGCCACCGACGUCGCCGCCAAAUACGGGAUUCCGAGGAUCGUUUUCCAUGGAAGUUGCUUCUUCUCCAUCUCUGCUUUCCUAUCCAUCUAUCUCUAUGCUCCUCACAAGAAUGUCUCUUCCGAUUCCGAGCCAUUCGUCAUCACCAAUUUACCAGGAGAUAUACAGAUCACUAGAGAUCAGAUGCCGGAUUUUCAGAAGAACGACGACCAUGAAGACAACGAAAAGCCAUUUACGAAAUUUUACAGAGUUGGUAUGGAAGCUGAGAUGAAUAGUUAUGGGGUUCUGGUCAACAGCUUUUACGAGCUCGAAAAAGACUACGCGGACUAUUACAGGAAAGGUCUUGGGAUGAAGGCAUGGAGCAUUGGUCCCCUUCUCCUAUACAAUAAGCUUGAUGAAGAGAAAGCAAACAGGGGAGUAAUGGAAACCUCCAUUGAUGCACACAAGUGCUUGAAAUGGCUAAGUUCUAAGAAACCCAAUUCGGUUGUUUAUAUAUGCUUUGGAAGUUUGACUGAUUUCACUGAUUCUCUGCUGGUGGAGAUCGCAUCGAGUCUUGAAGCUUGUGGGCAUGAUUUCAUUUGGGUUGUUAAGAAGAAGAAGAAAGAAAAAGUACAUGGUGAAGAAGAAGAAAAAUGGUUGCCAAAAGGAUUUGAGAAGAGAAUGGAAGGAAAAGGACUAAUUGUGAGAGGUUGGGCACCACAAAUGGUGAUACUUGAACAUGAAGCAGUAGGAGGAUUUGUGACACAUUGUGGUUGGAAUUCAAUCCUAGAAGCUGUUUGUGCUGGGGUUCCAAUGGUGACUUGGCCAGUUGCUGGAGAGCAAUUUUACAAUGAGAUAUUGGUGACUCAAAUACUUGGAAUUGGAGUUGGUGUUGGUGUGAAGAAAUGUGUUAAUGUGGUGGGUGAUAAUGUGAAGAAGGAAGACAUAGAAAAGGCUUUGAGGCGAUUAAUGGUGGGUGAAGAAGCAGAGGAAAUGAGGAAGAGAGCCAAGGAAUUUGGGAAAAUGGCAAGAAGAGCUAUCCAAGAAGGUGGCUCUUCUUACUCGGACAUAGAUGCCUUUAUUCAAGAAUUGAAAGUCCAUAGUUAUUCAAGAUAGAUUUUUCAUUUUUUUCUUUUUUCUUUCUUUUUUUUUUUUUUUUUUGGUUCUUUUCGUUUUUUAAUUUAUG
Messenger RNA from Ziziphus jujuba (common jujube), 1522 nucleotides. Its product is annotated as UDP-glucose flavonoid 3-O-glucosyltransferase 7. The transcript has a single exon. The record is from RefSeq and is a predicted model, not a curated record. The coding region runs from base 25 to 1452 and encodes 475 amino acids. Lineage: Eukaryota; Viridiplantae; Streptophyta; Magnoliopsida; Rosales; Rhamnaceae. Gene Ontology annotation, molecular function: UDP-glycosyltransferase activity.